Molecule: messenger RNA, 1856 nt
Organism: Lycium barbarum (goji berry)
Lineage: Eukaryota; Viridiplantae; Streptophyta; Magnoliopsida; Solanales; Solanaceae
Product: receptor-like protein 56
Exons: 1
Coding region: 163-1680 (505 amino acids)
Molecular function (GO): protein binding
Source: RefSeq, a predicted model, not a curated record
AAGAAUAACCUGAAUGGUGAUAUCCCACUGUCUUUGUUCCAGAAGUCUAGAUUGGAUCAAAUUAGUUUUGGAGCUAGUGGAUUGUCGGUGGAAAUCGAUGUUCAAGAUCAACCCUUUGCGCAAACGUUCCAGCCCACGAUUUUGGAAUUUACAUCUUGUAACAUGAGAGGAGAAAUCCCAGAUUACUUUUCAAAUUUAACGAGCCUCAUGGUUUUAAUUUUGGCUAACAACAGCCUAUCAGGUGCUAUACCACACUGGUUGUUCAAUCUUCCUGCCCUCUCUAUACUAUAUUUGACUAUGAAUAACUUUGAGGGAGUUAUACCUCCAAUGAUUCAGCUGAAAUCUUCUCCUUAUCCAACAACAAUAAAUUUAGCCAGAAACAACCUUCAAGGUCCUAUCCCUUAUAAGUUCGAGAAUGUUGAUGUCAUCGAUUUGUCACUUAACAAUUUCGUAGGCUCAAUUCCAACAUGGAUAGGAGAAGUUCCCGGUAUCAGGUCCAUAUCAUUAUCCGGAAACCAAAUUCAUGGUCCAAUACCUGAAUCAUUUUGCCAAGUGACUAACGUUCUCCAGGUUCUUGAUCUCUCUAAUAAUAGCUUGUCAGGCACCAUUCGACACAGUUUGGGAAACUGCAAGUCUCUCAUUUACCUUAAUCUUGGACAAAACAAGCUCACUGGAAAUAUCCCAAAAGAACUUGAACGUGUUACAGGCCUUCGUUACCUUGACCUGAAUGGGAAUCAGUUCGAAGGCUCUUUUCCAAGAAUGAUUGAGAACUUUCAAGAUUUGGAGAUUCUGAACUUGGCAGGCAAUAGAUUUGAAGGACGAAUACCAAAGUUCAUCGGUAAGCUACACAGCCUCCGUAUUCUCGUGCUUGGAUCAAACAUUUUCAAUGAAUCUAUCCCGGAAGGGCUAAUGAAGUUGGAAAAUCUACAAUAUAUUGGUUUGUCCAUGAACAAUCUAUCCGGUCCGAUUCCUGAGAAUCUUGAUGGCUUGAAAAUGAUGAUGAAAAGACAAAAUGAGGCAACCAUCUUAGGUUAUGUUGGCUCCUUCAUGUUCGCUGGUGUUCAGCUAGAAAUAGUCACCAAAGGACAAACACACUGGCUUGAGUCAGUGUAUUCCUACCACACUGGAUUCGACGUCUCGAGCAAUGCUCUUACUGGUAAAAUCCCUGAGAAAAUCAGCCUUUUGAGUGGAAUCCCAAUGCUGAAUCUCUCACAUAACAAUCUUUUUGGACCGAUCCCAAAGACUAUCGGUGAGAUGAUUUCACUCGAGUCGUUGGAUCUUAGCUAUAACCAAUUAACAGGUGAAAUUCCAGUGACAUUAACACUGUUAGAUUUUCUUCAGUAUCUCAACUUGUCUUAUAACAAUUUGAGCGGACGUAUUCCAAGCAAUCCACAUUUUGACACUUUGUAUCAAGAUGGAACAACAUAUAUCGGGAACAAAUACUUAUGUGGUGUUCCUGAUGGGAUGAAUUGCAGUAACAACGGACCGUCUACGACUGAAAUAACAGAGAACAGAUAUGAUCAAGAAUAUUUUCUUUUUGUUGUAGUUGUAUUCUUUGGCUAUGUAACAGGAAUUUCUGGAGUAUUUCUGCUCUUAUAUUCUAUAGGUGACAAUUGGAGGAACAACUACUGGAGGGCAGUAGACAGAAUUGUGUUAAAAAUAGUGAAUUGUAAACCAUGAUAUGUAUAUAUUAAAUUUCUGCAAUAGAAUAAAACUGGCAAGGACUGUAGUCUUUGAGUUCAAUUUCACUAUUUUAAGUUCUGGCUACUUUGAUUAAUUUUUUUGGUUUUUGUUAAAGCAAAAGCAGUUGAAAUGACCACAUUUAUCUAGUGAUUCUCGUGUCCAAUCUCAGUGGA